Episyrphus balteatus (marmalade hoverfly) is the source of this 3703-nucleotide messenger RNA. RefSeq names its product sodium/potassium-transporting ATPase subunit alpha (gene Atpalpha). Bases 317 to 3337 code for a protein of 1006 amino acids. NCBI's taxonomy places the organism in Eukaryota, Metazoa, Arthropoda, Insecta, Diptera, Syrphidae. Gene Ontology annotation, cellular component: membrane. Gene Ontology annotation, biological process: intracellular potassium ion homeostasis; proton transmembrane transport; potassium ion import across plasma membrane. The transcript is spliced from 10 exons. Gene Ontology annotation, molecular function: P-type sodium:potassium-exchanging transporter activity; ATP binding; ATP hydrolysis activity. The record is from RefSeq and is a predicted model, not a curated record.
ACAAAAAAGCUUUUCGAAACUUGUAGUAGGAAAAAUUUCACGGCGAAAAGCUUAAUACGAACGGCAUCUAGAAGUUCAGUUAGUCGAGCGCUGAUCCCGAAGUGAAAAGGUCGCGCGUUGUGUUCGUUGAUACGAAAAGAUUCGAAAAGCAACCCACUGUAUAAAACCAAAUAAAAAAAGAAUUCCGCAUUUCCGUGAAUAUAAUCUAAAACACAAAAAGGGGUGUUUUAACCCCUAAGAAAGAAUCUGUUCUCUGUGGUGAACUUAUUGUGUAAUAGUGCAAAGUAGUAUUAAAUAAAAAAAGUCAAAACGCAAAAUGCCACCUAAAAAGGGAGGAGGGCCUGCCAAGAAGGAAAACUUGGAUGACUUAAAACAGGAGUUAGAUAUUGAUUAUCAUAAAAUCUCACCCGAGGAAUUGUAUCAACGAUUUCAAACGCAUCCCGAAAAUGGUCUCAGUCACGCUAAGGCCAAGGAAAAUCUCGAACGAGAUGGCCCUAAUGCUUUAACACCGCCAAAACAAACUCCUGAAUGGGUUAAGUUCUGUAAAAAUCUGUUCGGUGGUUUCGCCUUGCUAUUGUGGAUUGGUGCCGUUCUUUGUUUUGUUGCUUAUUCAAUUCAAGCAAGUACGAGUGAAGAACCAUCAGAUGAUAAUUUGUAUUUGGGUAUUGUACUUGCUGCUGUAGUUAUAGUUACUGGCAUUUUCUCAUACUAUCAGGAAUCAAAAAGUUCCAAAAUUAUGGAAUCUUUCAAGAACAUGGUGCCGCAAUUCGCUACUGUGAUCCGCGAAGGCGAAAAACUAACACUGCGUGCUGAAGAUCUUGUAUUGGGUGAUGUUGUUGAAGUCAAAUUUGGUGAUCGUAUCCCAGCUGAUAUCCGUGUCAUUGAAGCACGUAACUUUAAGGUGGAUAACUCUUCAUUGACUGGUGAAUCUGAACCCCAAUCAAGAGGACCCGAAUUUACACACGAAAAUCCCUUGGAAACCAAGAACUUGGCCUUUUUCUCUACCAAUGCUGUUGAAGGUACUGCCAAGGGUGUUGUCAUCAGUUGUGGUGAUCACACUGUCAUGGGACGUAUUGCUGGUUUAGCUUCUGGCUUAGACACCGGAGAGACCCCAAUUGCCAAGGAAAUUCAUCAUUUCAUUCAUUUGAUUACCGGUGUGGCUGUAUUCUUGGGUGUGACUUUCUUCGUGAUUGCCUUCAUUUUGGGUUACCAUUGGUUGGAUGCUGUUAUUUUCUUGAUUGGUAUUAUUGUCGCCAAUGUACCCGAAGGUCUGUUGGCCACUGUAACUGUGUGCUUGACUUUGACUGCCAAACGUAUGGCUUCAAAGAAUUGUUUGGUUAAGAAUCUUGAAGCUGUCGAAACUUUGGGAUCAACAUCGACUAUUUGCUCUGACAAGACCGGAACUUUAACCCAAAAUCGUAUGACUGUCGCUCACAUGUGGUUUGAUAACCAAAUCAUUGAAGCCGAUACAACUGAAGAUCAAUCUGGUGUGCAAUACGAUAGGACUAGUCCUGGAUUCAAGGCUCUAUCUCGUAUUGCGACUUUGUGCAAUCGUGCUGAAUUCAAGGGAGGUCAAGAUGGUGUACCAAUUUUGAAGAAGGAAGUCAGUGGUGAUGCUUCGGAAGCUGCUUUGUUGAAAUGUAUGGAAUUGGCUUUGGGUGAUGUCAUGAAUAUCCGCAAGAGAAACAAGAAGAUUGCUGAAAUUCCAUUCAACUCGACCAACAAAUAUCAAGUGUCUGUCCAUGAAACUGAAGAUCCAGCUGAUCCACGAUACCUUUUGGUCAUGAAGGGUGCUCCAGAACGUAUUUUGGAACGUUGCUCAAGCAUUUUCAUUAAUGGCAAGGAAAAGGUUUUGGAUGAAGAAAUGAAGGAAGCAUUCAACAAUGCCUAUUUGGAAUUGGGAGGUUUGGGUGAACGUGUGUUGGGAUUCUGUGACUUUAUGCUGCCAUCUGACAAAUACCCAACUGGAUUCAAAUUCAACUGUGAUGACUGCAAUUUCCAAAUUGAUAAUCUCCGAUUUGUUGGACUCAUGUCUAUGAUUGAUCCUCCACGUGCUGCUGUACCUGAUGCAGUUGCCAAAUGCCGUUCAGCUGGUAUUAAAGUUAUCAUGGUUACUGGUGAUCAUCCAAUUACAGCUAAAGCUAUUGCCAAGAGUGUGGGAAUUAUUUCUGAAGGAAACGAAACUGUUGAAGAUAUUGCCCAACGAUUGAAUAUUCCCGUUUCUGAAGUUAACCCACGUGAAGCUAAGGCCGCUGUUGUUCAUGGUGGAGAAUUGAGGGAUGUAUCUUCAGAUCAAUUGGAUGAAAUUCUAAGAUACCACACUGAAAUCGUAUUUGCCCGUACCUCACCCCAACAGAAGCUGAUCAUUGUCGAAGGUUGCCAACGUAUGGGUGCUAUUGUAGCUGUGACUGGUGAUGGUGUGAAUGAUUCACCUGCUUUGAAGAAGGCUGAUAUUGGUGUUGCUAUGGGUAUUGCUGGUUCUGAUGUAUCCAAACAGGCUGCUGACAUGAUCUUGCUUGAUGAUAACUUUGCCUCAAUUGUAACUGGUGUCGAAGAAGGUCGUCUUAUUUUCGAUAAUUUGAAAAAAUCUAUUGCCUAUACCUUGACAUCGAACAUUCCUGAAAUUUCUCCCUUCUUGGCCUUUAUUUUGUGUGAUAUCCCAUUGCCAUUGGGAACUGUCACUAUUCUUUGCAUCGAUUUGGGAACUGACAUGGUGCCCGCCAUUUCCUUGGCCUAUGAAGCCGCCGAAGCCGAUAUCAUGAAACGACCACCCAGAGAUCCAUUCAACGAUAAAUUAGUAAAUUCAAGAUUGAUUUCCAUGGCAUAUGGACAAAUCGGUAUGAUUCAGGCAGCUGCUGGAUUCUUUGUGUACUUUGUGAUUAUGGCUGAAAAUGGUUUCUUGCCAAUGAAACUGUUUGGCAUCCGUAAGAUGUGGGAUUCAAAGGCUGUUAACGAUCUAACUGAUUCUUAUGGUCAAGAAUGGACUUAUCGCGAUCGUAAAACACUUGAAUUCACCUGCCAUACCGCCUUCUUCAUAUCAAUUGUGGUUGUACAAUGGGCCGAUUUGAUUAUUUGCAAGACCCGCCGAAACUCUCUCGUACAUCAAGGCAUGAGGAAUUGGGCUCUUAACUUUGGUCUAGUAUUCGAAACAUUGUUAGCUGCAUUCCUAUCUUACUGUCCUGGAAUGGACAAGGGUCUUCGUAUGUACCCACUCAAAUUCGUCUGGUGGUUGCCAGCAAUUCCAUUCAUGUUGUCCAUUUUCAUCUAUGAUGAAACCCGUCGAUUCUACUUGCGUCGCAACCCAGGUGGUUGGUUGGAACAGGAAACAUAUUAUUAAACAAACAGACAACAAAACAAAAUUAUAUUAUUUUUUAUUUUUAAAUAUUUAAUAAAACCAACAAAAAAAAGAUCAUUAUUUAAACGUUUAAGAAAAAAAUACAAAAAAAAAAAUAAAUUAUAAACAAAAAAAUAAACCAACCCCAAACACACAAUAAGCAAAAACAAAAAAAAAAAAUAAAAUAAAUUAAUACAUUUUUAGUGAGUAAAAAAAUUUAAAAUAUUUAAAACAACAAAAAAAACAAAUAAGCUAAAUAAAAAAAAAAUUAAUUUGUGAAGAUAAAUGCAAGCUUAAAGAGUGCAAAAAAAAAACAAAAAACCAACAACUUUUAAUUAAUAAAUAAAUGAAAAAAAAAAAAAAACAAAA